Molecule: messenger RNA, 1161 nt
Organism: Trypanosoma brucei brucei TREU927
Lineage: Eukaryota; Euglenozoa; Kinetoplastea; Trypanosomatida; Trypanosomatidae
Exons: 1
Coding region: 1-1161 (386 amino acids)
Source: RefSeq, a predicted model, not a curated record
AUGUUCCGGCGGUUUAUUCCAUGUAUGAGGAGCGGUGCAGCGGGCCCGCUUCGUGCCGUGGUGACCACUGCUCGUAGGUUUCAGGGCACGAAAUCUGGAGGUGGCAGCGGUCGGGAGGAGGCAUCAACGGAGGGCGUUGCUCCUGAAGUCAGCCCCAGUUCUGAUAAGAGUUCGUCAAUUACGAACGUAAAUAUGGGUGUGGAGAGGAGAGAGGGGUUCCUCGAACCAUCGGAUGACGUGGUGCUGGAGUAUGCUCGGCACGCCUUGGCAAGGGAUGGAAGGGACAAGGAGCCUGAGGCUCUUAUUUGGCGGUGGGAUACAACGUACCCUCCCAUUCUUUCGAGAGGGAAGCAAAACUUCUACGACUACACAGAUGAUAUUCCCACCCAUGUGAAACCCUUUUGGCAUCACGAGUACUACCAGCAACGCGAGUACUUCCGCCUGCAGCGUGCGAAACUUCCCCUGAAGGAACGUGUGAAAACUUGGAGCGCCGUUGUGUUCUGCAUCUCACUAGUGGGUGGGGUGCUGACCUUCUUUCGAAUAUGGGUGGAGCAACCGAAGGAAGUGCGACAGCUCAGGGAGGAGCUCCUUCAGCAAACGUACGGCAGGGUGCUUGAACUCGCUGCCGGUCACGGACAGAACAUUGGGGCGUACCCAUACGCUGUCCAUGAGAUUGUUAUGUGUGAUGCAAACGCCCAGCAGCUUCAGGCCAUUCGGUAUCGCAUACCACAGACGGCAUAUCCCAAGUAUGACGUGCGCCGUGUGCGCUCAGAGAACCUUGAGAUGUUUGCUGAUGGUGAGUUUGACUGCGUAGUUGACAUGUUUGGACUGUGUUCGCUUCAUGAUCCUCUCAAGGCUCUACGGCAGAUGCAGCGCGUCGUUAAAUCAAGUGGUCUUAUUCUUCUACUUGAGCACGGCAAAAGCCCGUAUUUACCAAUCAACUGGUUUCUCGACUAUUUUGAGGAGCGACACAGCGUAAACACACACGGCUGUAAGUGGAAUUCACCUAUUAGGGAGUACUUGAAGGAGUCACGUCUGGAAAUAAAGGAACUUAGGAAUAUGCACUAUGGAACGACGUAUUACGUCGUAGCGUACCCGGAGGUACUUGAGGCGCUUAGUGCUCGUGGUGGGUCACCAGACGUCCAAAAACCCAGGGAAUAG